Momordica charantia (bitter melon) is the source of this 1964-nucleotide messenger RNA. Its product is annotated as tubby-like F-box protein 8. The record is from RefSeq and is a predicted model, not a curated record. NCBI's taxonomy places the organism in Eukaryota, Viridiplantae, Streptophyta, Magnoliopsida, Cucurbitales, Cucurbitaceae. Gene Ontology annotation, molecular function: protein binding.
UUUGAGAAAUUAGCUCACGCCUUGGAUUUAAUAUAAGCCUCCUGAGUUGGGUUCUGUGUCAACCACAGAGAGAGAGAGAGAGUUCUUGAGGAGCCACAAAGGAGAAAACCCUGAGCUAUUUCUUCUUCCUUUUGUCCCCUUUUUUGGCCCCUUCUUCUUCAAUCUGAUCUUUAAGCAGUGGAUCAUCAGUCUUAGGUUCUGUUUUCUCAAUCCCAUCUGCAGAUUUCCUCAACUUUCUUCAUUUCCAGCCUUGGAUUGGAUUUUACUCUGCACCUUCAUCGUUGAUGGUGUACGCUGUGUUCUCAGUGAUCUUUUAUGUGGAAUAUAGUUUAUGAAGCUAUAUUGAAGAUACUUAAAACAGGGUUUGUGGCACGUUGAGUGAUGUCGUUCCGCAGUAUAGUACGUGAUGUUAGGGAGGGGUUUGGAAGUUUGUCCCGGCGUAGUUUUGAGGUGAGACUGCCCGGACACCACCGCGGUAAAUCUCAUGGAUCAGUCCAUGAUCUACACGACCAACCUCUGGUAAUUCAGAACAGCCGUUGGGCUAGCCUCCCACCCGAGCUAUUGCAGGAUGUAGUCACAAGAUUGGAGGAGAGUGAGAGUGUGUGGCCUGCUCGCAAGAAUGUUGUUGCUUGUGCGGCUGUUUGUAGGUCAUGGAGAGAAAUGUGUAAAGAGAUAGUAAAAUGUCCCGAGUUCUCCGGGAAAAUUACCUUCCCUGUCUCCUUAAAGCAGCCAGGGACUCGGGACGGAACCAUUCAGUGCUUCAUUAAGAGGGACAAAUCAAAUUUAACUUACCACCUUUACCUUUGCCUAAGUCCCGCCUUACUUGUUGAGAAUGGAAAGUUUCUUCUUUCUGCAAAAAGAACAAGGAGAACGACUUGCACCGAGUAUGUCAUCUCCAUGGAUGCGGAUAAUAUAUCGAGAUCGAGCAGCACCUACAUUGGAAAACUAAGGUCAAAUUUUCUAGGGACCAAGUUCAUUAUCUAUGAUACACAGCCUCCAUACAACAAUGCCCACAUUUCCCCACCUGGUCGAAGCCGUAGAUUCUACUCGAAAAAAGUUUCUCCAAAGGUCCCAACCGGUAGCUAUGACAUUGCUCAAGUCACCUAUGAGCUGAACGUUCUAGGGACGAGAGGCCCCCGGAAGAUGCACUGCACGAUGCAUUCCAUCCCCGCCUCAUCCCUUGAACCCGGUGGCACAGUUCCAGGCCAGCCUGAGGUCAUCCCUCGACUCCUUGAGGAUUCAUUCCGAAGUAUAUCGUUCUCGAAGUCAGUCUUCAAUUCUACUGAGUUCAGUAGCUCCCGCUUCUCUGACAUUGUUGGCUCACGGGAUGAAGAAGAGGUGGAGAAAGAGAGACCACUGAUUCUUCGGAACAAGCCACCGCGGUGGCACGAACAAUUGCAAUGUUGGUGCCUCAACUUCCGAGGGCGAGUCACCGUUGCCUCAGUCAAAAACUUUCAGCUGAUCGCCGCAACAGAGCCUUCUUCUUCCACGGCUACGAACCAAUCACACCCACCCCAACACGCGCAAUCGUCCCAAUCCGACCACGACAAGAUCAUUCUUCAAUUUGGGAAGGUUGGGAAGGACAUGUUUACGAUGGAUUAUCGAUACCCGCUGUCUGCGUUCCAGGCUUUCGCUAUAUGUCUCAGCAGCUUUGACACCAAAUUGGCUUGUGAAUAAAUGAAACUAGAAGAUGACUCAUUGCCAAAACAACAAGGGGGGAUUAGCCUAUGAUGGUUUCUUUCUUCUUUCAAAUAGAAUGUGUUUGACUGUAUGCAGUGCCUGUAAAAAAUCAUCCUUCCAAAAAAUUUGUAGAACAGUUUGUGUGCACCCUGAAAGGGCUAAACUUUCUCCCCGGCUCGUGCUCCCGAGUAAUUACUUUCGUUUAGUUCCCCGUUCAGUAAUCAGCUAGAACAUUAAUUGCAUUGUUAGAAAUGCGAAUAUAGUCUCUUGUCGAUUUGAAGUAA